CAAAACAUUUUGAACAAUCGCUGUAAAUAGCAGGCGUCCCGUGACAGAUGAGGAAGUACAGUCUGUCCUAGGUGUAGCACACACCCCAUCAAACAGGAAUAUUUACAAAGGUCUGCAAGUAAACAAUGGAUCUCCGAACAACGUACAUACUUUUGUUCUCACUUGUUGCAGUCACCGGUGCUGUACCAGUGAAAUAUCUCGAUUGUGGGUCUGCUGUUGGCAAGGUGUCCAUGGUCGAGAUAAACCCUUGUCCCACACAACCAUGCCAGCUCCACAAAGGACAAUCAUAUGCUGUCAACGUGACCUUCAGCAGUGAAGUGCAAAGCGAUACCAGCAAAGCAGUUGUUCACGGCGUGAUCGCGGGUGUUCCGAUCCCAUUCCCCAUCCCUAUUGAAGACGGCUGCAAGUCUGGGAUCAGCUGCCCCAUCCAAAAACAGAAGAGCUAUACCUAUGUGAAUAUGCUACCAGUAAAGACUGAGUACCCAUCUUUAAAGCUGGUUGUGGAAUGGGAACUAAGAGAUGACACCGGCAAGGACUUGUUCUGCAUCAAAUUCCCAGUUCAGAUUGUGAGCUGAGAGCUGAUCAAAGCACCUUGAUGACUUCAAAAAGGGAUCCUAACUGUGACGAGCAGAUCAUAUUUAGUUUAUGAUGACCUGCAAUUUCUUCUUUUAAAUAAUUCAGGUUUUACAGUUCUUUAGAUUUUAAUAUAGAGCUUUAUUGAAUCGUUUACAGACUUUUGGUUUUGGGGUUUAACCAUUUACAAUUAGCCAAAUUCUCAUUCAAAUGAUUACGGAAUUAUUGUUGUAUUCUGUCCUCUAUGAUUUGCUAAAUUAGGCGAGGAUUUAACAGGUUUGGCUUGGAUAUAAUUUCAUCCAUUAUGCCAGAACUUUGUCUACAUUCCUGUGCAGCACCCUUUAAUAAUGGCUUUUACAUUACUGGCUGCUAUGUAGCCAGAAAAUGCAUUUAGCGUCUCUUGUAUUUUAACAUUUUUACCAAAACAUAUACUACAUUGAUUAAAGACAUUUCUAAAUAAAUAUUUAAUAAACUCAUUUACUUGUUCAUUAAAA
Molecule: messenger RNA, 1067 nt
Organism: Hypomesus transpacificus
Lineage: Eukaryota; Metazoa; Chordata; Actinopteri; Osmeriformes; Osmeridae
Product: NPC intracellular cholesterol transporter 2-like
Exons: 5
Coding region: 126-575 (149 amino acids)
Biological process (GO): intracellular cholesterol transport; cholesterol efflux
Molecular function (GO): cholesterol binding
Source: RefSeq, a predicted model, not a curated record